AGAACAGUGUGUGAUUUCAGCUCAUCAGCCUGGUGAAUCUCUCCCCUCUACCCAGGGAGGAAGCACACUGAGACAGUGGUAUCAACCAGACUCUGACAGAGAAUUGGAAGAAAGUCAUGUAUUUACCCAGGCCAGAGAACCAGCCGUGAAAGACAAAAGGCGGUCUACCCCUUCGGACAGGCCUCCCACCGCCCCCCACGCCAACCCUCACCACAGUGCCUCCCCAGAGGACCAGGAGAGCCCAGAGAGAGUGGUUCAGAAAGAGAAACUGCAUGCAGAGCUGAAGCAGGUGCUGAGUCUGAAGAGAAGCCACCUGAAAGAGACGUCUCAUUUGGCACAACCGGAGAUGGAUUCUUCAACAGAGGCCCGAGCAGUGGAGGAGACUGCAUCUGAGGUGGUGGAGGUUGUGAUGGAGACAGAGCCUGAGGCUGGAGCCAGUGGCUACAGUGUCACAGGUGGAGGGGAGCGAGGCAUCUUCAUUAAGGACGUCCUUAAAGACUCCACUGCAGCAAAGCAUCUUAGCCUCCAGCAAGGAGAUCAGUUGCUCAGUGCAAGAGUCUACUUUGACAAUGUGAAGUAUGAAGAUGCCCUGAAGAUCUUGCAGUGUGCAGAGCCUUAUAAAGUCUCCUUUUUCCUGAAGAGGACCAUCGCCGGCGCUGAUGUCACCAUGCACCCUGGCGCUGAUGUCACCAUGCACCCUGGCGCCACCAGCUUGGAACUGAAAGGACCCAAAACCAAGAUGCAGAAAAUGAGUGUCAAGAGCAUCAAACCUUUCAAAGCGAAGAAAAAGAGGGGAGGACGUUUUGGAUUGAAAAGGCUGAAGGAAAACAAGAAAGGGAGCACUGGAGCAGAGUUAGAGAUGGAGGGAUCCCCUUCCAAGGUGGAGCUCAACCCCAUUGACGUGGAGUUUGCCUUCCCAAAGUUCAAGCUGAGGAAGGAUGGGAAGGCAGAGGGAACUGAGCAGCAUGGAGGAGUGGUCGCCACUGGCAGGAAGAAGAGGAUGAUAAGGUGUCCCAGGAUGAAAGCAAAUGGUGCUGAGGUGGCUACAGGAGAAGUUGACAUAACAGAACCAGCGGGACAGGCUGAUGUCUCCCUGCCAGACGUGCCUGGAGCUAAAGUCAAAGUCAAAGGAAAGGGCCACAGGUUCGGAAUUCAGUUCCCUAAAACAAAAAAGACUAAAUCGGACACUGCCUUGUCUGGAGGGUCCCUGGACCUGAAACCUCCUGAUGUCAAAUUCACACCACCCUCAGUGGAAUUCAUUUUGCCAUCUGGAAACAAGGACGUUGACCUACAGAAACCAGAAGUGAAAGUCAAGGAGGGGUCAAAAUUGAUGCACCGAGAGGUAGAGCUUUCAUUAGGUCUCCCCUCAGCCUGUCACUCUGAUGAAAUUGAUGGUGAGAUAAAAGCAAAAGGUUUAGCUGAAGGAGUUGAAGGGUUAACAGGCCUAUCUGGCAUUAAGAUGCCAGCUAUUGACAUCUCUGCACCCAACAUAGAUCUGCAGCUGGACACCCGGCGUACAGUGCCAGACGAGAUAGAGGGACCCUUUUUUAAAGGGCCAAAUAUAUCCAUGCCCAAAACUGACAUCUCAUUACCAAAGAUUGGAUCAUCUAACAUGGAUAUUGAAGGUCCAGAAAAGGGUGGAAAAAUUUGCCUGCCAAUUGUUGACAUUUCACUGCCAAAGAUGAUACCAGCAGAAGCAAAUGUUGAUGUGGAAGGACACAUUGGAAAAGGAGGCAAGUUCAAAACACCAACUUUUGAUGUUUCUCUUCCAAAAUUCCUGUCUCCAGAGGAGCAUAUGAAUAUAGAGGGGCCUGAAGUCAAAGGGGAGUUCAAAAUGCCAAAAGUUGACCUUUUACGCCCAAAAGGUAAAGCAGAGGGAGAGGUGGACAUUGAAGGAUACUUAGGAAAAGGAGGUCAAUUUCAGAUGCCCACAUUUGACAUUUCUCUACCAAAAAUGAAGUCAUCAGAGAGAGAAAUGAAUGUAGAACGACAUGAAGUGAAGGGUGGCAAAAUUAAAAUGCCCUCUAUUGACAUAUCUCUCCCUAAAGGAAAAGCAGAGGGGAAUAUUAACAUUGAGGGACAUUCUGGAAAAGGAGGCAAGUUCAAAAUGCCCUCAUAUGACAUUUCUCCUCCUAAAAUGAAGUGUGAUGCUAGUUUAGAGGGACCUGAAUUGAAAGGGGGAAAGUUUGAAAUGCCCACACUUGAUAUUUCCCUUGCCAAAGGAAAAACAGAGGGUGAAGUCAACAUUGAUGCAAAUGUAGGAAAAGAAGGAAAGUUCUCUCUUCCAAAAAUAACGUUACCAAAGGGUGACAUGAAAAUAGAAGGAUCUGAUGUGAAAGGCAUCACAUUUCAUAUGCCCACUAUAGAUUGUUCACUUCCAACAGGAAAAACAGACGGAGACAUGAGCGUUGAAGGCGAUGCAUAUAAAGGCGGAAAGUUUCACAUGCCUUCACUUGAUAUUUCUGCUCCAAGAGUGAAGUUACCAGAGGGUAAAGCCAUAGUAGAAGGCCCUGAAAUUAAAUGUGGAAAGGUUGAAAUGCCAAAAAUGGAUGUUUCCCUUCCAAAAGGCAAAACAGCGGGAGAAGUUAACAUUGAAGGCCAUGUCAGUAAAGGGGGCAAGUUUAAGAUGCCCAAAUUCGGCAUUUCUUUCCCGAAAUUGAAGUCACCAGAGGUUAAGGUCAACACAGAGGGACCUGAAGUCAAAGGAGGGAAGUUUAUAAUGCCUACAAUUGGCAUUUCAAUACCAAAAGGAAAAUCGGAAGGUGACAUCAAUGUUGAAGGAGAUUCUGAAGCAGGAGACAAAUUUCAUAUGCCCACAUGUGACAUUUCUCUUCCAAAAAUGAAGUCACCAGAAGCAGAUAUCAGUUUAGAAGGACCAGAAGUCAAAGGAGGAAAGUGUCACAUGCCAACAAUUGACCUUUCCCUUCCAAAAAUGAAGUCGCCUGAAGGUGAAGUCAAUGUAGAAGGCCCCGAAGCCAGAGGGGGAAAGAUUGAAAUGCCAUCGAUUGAUAUUUCACUUCCCAAAGGAAAAAUGGAGGGGGAAAUUGACAUUGAAGGACAUUCUGGAAAAGGAGGAAGAUUUCAUAUGCCUACAUUUGACGUUUCCCUUCCAAAAAUGAAGUCACUAGAACCAGAUGUCAGUUUAGAAGGACCAGAAGUCAAAGGAGGAAAGUGUCACAUGCCAACAAUUGACUUUUCCCUUUCCAAGGAAAAGGGUGAGAUUGACACUCAAGGACAUUCUGGAAAAGGAGGCAAGUUCCAAAUGCCAGCAUUGGAUAUAUCACUUCCAAAAAUGAAGACACCAGAAGCAGAAGUCAGCCUAGAAGGCCCUGAUGUGAAAGGUGGAAAGUUUGAAAUGCCAAACAUUGAUAUUUCACUUCCAAAAGGAAAAACAGAAGGGGAAAUAGACAUUGAAGGACAUUUUCGGAAAAAAGGAAAGUUUCACAUGCCCACAUUCGACAUGUCCUUGCCAAAAAUGAAGUCAAAUGAUGGUGACAUGAAAUUAGAGGGGCCAGAAGUGAAAGGUAGUAAAAUACAUAUGCCUGCCAUUGACAAUUCUCUUCCAAAGGGGAAGGCAGAAUGUGAUCUUCAGGUUGACGGGCAUGGUGGCAAAGGGGGAAAGUUCCAUAUGCCCUCAAUUGACAUUUCUCUUCCAAAAAUGAAGUUGCCUGAGGGUGAAGUCAAAGUUGAAGGCCCUGAAGCCAAAGGUGGAAAGUUUGAAAUUCCAACAAUUGAUAUUUCACUUAAAAAAGGAAAAUCAGAGGGAGAAAUUGACAUGGAAGGACAUUCUGGAAAAGGAGGAAAGUUUCAUAUGCCAACGUUUGAUGUAUCGCUACCAAAAAUGAAGCUCCCAGAGGGUGACAUCAAACUAGAGGGACCGGAAGGGAAAGGCAACAAAAUACAUAUACCUAACAUUGACAUUUCUCUUCCUAAAGGGAAAACUGAAGGAGAUAUUGAGGUUGAGGGGCAUGGUGGCAAAGGGGGCAAGUUUCCCAUGCCCUCGAUUGACAUUUCCCUUCCAAAAAUGAAGUUGCCUGAAGGUGAAGUCAAAGUAGAAGGCCCCAAAGCCAAAGGUGGAAACAUUGAGAUGCCAUUGAUUGAUAUUUCACUUCCCAAAGGAAAGAUGGAGGGGGAAAUUGACAUUGAAGUUCAUUCUGGAAAAGAAGGAAGAUUUCAUAUGCCUACAUUUGACGUUUCCCUUCCAAAAAUGAAGUCACUAGAACCAGAUGUCAGUUUAGAAGGACCAGAAGUCAAAGGAGGGAAGUUUGAAAUGCCAAAGAUUGAUAUUUCACUUCCAAAAGGAAAAACACAGGGAGAAACUGACAUUGAAGAACAUUCUGGAAAUGGAGGAAAGUUUCAUAUGACCUCCUUUGAUGUGUCACUACCAAAGAUGAAGCACCCAGUGGGUGAUGUCAAAGAAGGCCUUGAAGUCAAAGGGGGGAAGUUUAAAAUGCCCAAAAUCGAAGCAGAGGGUAGGAGUGGAGUCAAGUUACCAACUGUUAAAUGGCCAACAGUAGAUAUAUCUGCACCAAAGGUUGACUUAGACUCUGGCCUGUCAAAAGCUAAAGGAGAUGAUAGGGAAGAGAUGGAGCUACUAAAAGCAGAGGGUGAUAGGCCAUCCUCUGGGUCAAGUUUUGACAUGCCAGAUGUCUCUCUUAAAAUGCCAAGAUUUUCUCUCCCUAAAUUUGGUGGAAAGUCUAGUGGAGGUGUAAACCUAGAAGGAUAUGGCACAGAGGAUGAUAUUGAUAUCAGCCACCCACGAGCGGAUAGUGAGGGCAGACCAGCAUCAGCGGAAAUAUGCGGAGAGGGAAAAAUAGAAGGUAAACUAAAGAAGCCCAAAAUAAAAAUGCCAAUGUUUGGAAUAUCUAAGAAAGAUGUAUCAAUAGCCAGCCCUGAUGUGGAAAUCAAGACAAAAAAAGGGAAAGUGGACAUUCCAAAGCCAGGGAUCAGUGUAGAACAUCCAGAGGACAAAACAAAUAGAAAAUAUAGACUAAAAUUCCCCAAGUUUAAGAAGUCAUCUCCUAAAGGUAAAUUACCAGAGGGAGAGAUAGAUGUCUCAAUGGAUAGUGGAAUGGAAGGGAAAGGUGGCAUUCAUGCACCCGGUGAUACAAUCAAAAUGCCAAAGUUCUCCGUGCCAGGGUUUGGCUCACAGGAGAUAGACUUUGACAGGAGUGGGCCCAGUGCUGAACUAGAUGUCAAAGGAAAGGUAAAAAUACCAUCAGUGGAGAUAUCCCUGCCAGCUGCCAAGAAAUCUGAGCACGAAGUGUUACUCCCAAAGGCUGAGGUGGAUGUGUCUGAGGCUGACAUCAGAGGUUAUGAAGGAAACCUGAAAAUCCCUAAAAUGCCAACUAUUGAUGUAUCAGCACCCAAAAUUGACCUUGAUGUAACUCUGCCUAAAAUCAAUUAUGAAACAGAAAUUGAGGGGGAAGGAGGCAAAUUUAAGAUGCCAAACAUCAAAAUGCCUGAUAUAGAUUUAUCACUUCCUAAAGAAAAAACUGGUGACAUUGAUGCAUCCAAGGUUGAAAUUGAGGGAAGGGGUGGAAAAUUCAAGAUGCCUGUCAUUAAAAUGCCAAAGGUUGACAUAUCACUUCCAACAGGAAAACAUAGAGAAAUGGAUGUAUCCACAGUGGAAAAUGAAGGAGAAGGUGUCAAAUUCAAGAUGCCACAUAUGGAAAUUCCAAAUGUUGAUAUAUCACUUACCAAAGGAAAAAGUGGAGGGAUUGAAGGGCCAGAGAUGGAAAUUGAAGGAGGGGGUGGAAAAUUCAAAAUGCCACAUAUGAAAAUGCCAAAGGUAGACUUAUCACUUCCGAAGGGAAAGUAUGGAGACAUCAGUACACCAGAAAUGGAAAUGGAAGGAGGAGGAAAAUGUAAGAUGCCACAUAUGAAAAUGCCAAAUAUUGCCAUAUCACUUCCCAAAGGAAAAAGUGGAGAGAUUGAAGGACCAGACAUGGAAAUUCAGGGAGAGGGAGGAAAAUUGAAGAUGCCACAUAUGAAAAUACCAAAGGUAGACUUAUCAUUUACGAAGGGAAAGUCUGGAGACAUCAGUGCACCAAAAAUGGAAAUGGAAGGAGAUCAAUUCAAGAGGCCACAUAUGAAAAUGCCAAAUAUUCAUAUAUCACUUCCAAAAGGAAAAACUGGUGAUCUUAAUGCAACUGAAUCGGAAAUUGAGGGAGAAGGAGGAAAAUUCCAGAUGCCACAUAUGAAAAUGGCAAAUAUUGGUACAUCACUUCCCAAAGGAAAAAGUGGAGACAUCAGUACACCAGAAAUGGAAAUGGAAGGAGGAGGAAAAUGUAAGAUGCCACGUAUGAAAAUGCCAAACAUUGAUAUAGCACUUCCCAAAGGAAAAGGUGGAGAAACUGAACAACCAGAGAUGGAAAUUGAAGGAGGGGGCAGACAAUUGAAGAUGCCACAUAUGAAAAUGCCAAAUGUUGAUAUAUCACUUCCAAAAGGAAAAACUGGAGAUGUUAAUGCACCUAAUUUGGAAAUUCAGGGAGAAGGAGGAAAAUUCAAGACGCCGCAUAUGAAAAUGCAAAAUAUUGGUAUAUCACUUCCCAAAGGAAAAAGUGGAGAGAUUGAAGGACCAGAGAUGGACAUUGAAGGAGAGGGUGGAAAAUUCAAGGUGCCACAUAUGACAAUACCAAAUAUUGGUAUAUCACUUCCAAGAGGAAAAACUGGAGAGAUUGAAGGACCAGAUAUGGAAAUUCAGGCAGAGGGAGGAAAGUUCAAAAUGCCAAAGGUAGAUAUAUCACUUCCAAAAGGAAAGUAUGGAGAAAUUAGAGCACCAGAAAUGGAAGUCAAAGGAGGAAAUUUCAAGAUGCCACAUAUGAAAAUGACAAAGGUAGACAUAUCACUUCCAAAAGGAAAAACUGGAGAUGUUAAUGCACCUGAAUUGGAAAUGGAUGGUGUGGGUGGAAGAUAUAAGAUGCCAGAAAUCAAACUGCCAAAUAUAGAUGUUACAAUGCCAAAGGGAAAUUCUGGUGACAUUGAUGCUGAAAUCAAACAGCCCAACGCUGAGGCAGAAGGAAAGAUAAAAAUGCCUUUGAUUGGUUUACCAAAGUUUACAACUCCCAACCUUGAUUUGGACAUGAAUGUUGGAAAACCCAACCAUGGAGCUGAGGUUCAUGGGAAAAAUUCAGACACAACUUGUUCACAUUCUGAGGGAGACCAUAAGAUGAAAAUCAAAAUACCAACAAUAGACAUAGAGUACCCAAAAGGAGAUCUGGAGCUGGAUAUAGGCUUCCAUAAAGCGGAGGGAAAGAAGGACAGAAAAACAAUAGAGUUGCCUGACUUAGACCUUAAAACUUCUGGUACCAAAGGUAAGGGGCCAAAAGUCAAAGGCACCAAAUUCAAAAUUGGAAUGCCAAAAAUGAAGAACACUGGAGAUCAAGCAUUAGAUGCAGCCACAAAGAAGACAGGGAAAGAAAAUGAAGGGGCCAGUGGUAGAUUCAUGAUUAAGAAGACAAAGCUUGGCAAAGGUGCAGAUGUGGCGGCAGAUGCGAUGGCAGGUGGUUCUGCGUUGCCAAACAUCUCCCUCCCAGAUGUGGGCUUCUCAGUAUCCAAAGGAGCCAGCCAAGAGGAUGAACGUCAUGGUCCAGAGAUGAGUGCUAAAUUGCCAAAAUUCAAACUCCCUAACGUGGAGAUCUCAGGUCCUUCAAUGACUGGCCAAGGAGGAGCACAAAUCAACAGCGGACAACAAGAAAACAAAGAUGGUAUCAAGUUUCAAAUGCCAAAGGUUACUCUACCGUCUGUGGGGCUGAAGAGCAAACAGGGCUCUGCCGAGCCCACUGGCACAGAUGCCAGCACAGAGAAUGGAUUCACAUUACCUCAUCUUGGAAUCAAAGUCCCCAAAUUACCAGAUAUAGACUUUGAUAUUGGAGCAUCUCAAGCUGAGGACCAUGGGGCAGAUACAAGUACAAGACAAAAAAUCAAAAUACCCAAGUUCGGGGUGGCUUUACCUGCUAUUUUUUCACCUGAAGCUAGAGUACAUUUGAAGGACCCAGAGGUUGAGUAUGAAGGCCCUAAAAUGCCCAAAGUUAAAAAAGCUGUAUUUGUUUUGGUGAAUCCCCAAACAGACCACUCCACUAUGUCCACUAUAUGUGAAGCAUCCGUAGAGUCUGGAGAGGCUAAAAUCAGAAUGCCAAAGAUCAAAACGAAGCCAUCAUUUGGAAAGUCAGGAUCCAAGGAAAAGAGUGUUGCUUUGAGCAUUGAAGGAGACGUGGAUGGAGCUGACAAGUCAAAGGGAGCAAAGCAAAAAAUUCCCAAAGUCACCUUCUCUCCAGGCAAAACAGGUUCAUUUGAUGUAACCCUAAAAGGUGAGGGGUCUAGAUCCAGCCUCAAUGGUGAGAAAGUUUCAACAUUCCAGAACGGAUCCAAGGAGGAUAAAGCUAAGUUUGUGAAGCUCAAGCUUCCAAAGAUAGAGUUGUCCUCGCCAUAUUCAAAAAUAGGCAGUGGAGAAGAGGACCUUAAAAUGAGUGCUAAGCUUGUCAAGAAGUCCUCAGGAACUGACGGAGAAACCAAGAGGAAGAAAGUGAAAUCAGGCAAAAUGUCCUUCCCGGGGUUUAAGAAGAAGACAUCAAAAGGAGAGGAGGAAACUCAAGACAAUGUGGUGUCCUCAUCGGCCCGGACAGAAAUGCUAGAUCAGGAUAGUUCAGAAUCACCAACGCCCAUGGUCUCCAUUGGCUUUGUUCCAGGGAAGUCUAGGGGGCAGGCAGAGGCUGAGAGCAGAAAGAAGGAGCUGGAAGGAAAGCAGUCGACCUGGUUCAAGGCCCCCAAAUUCAACCUGAAACCCAACUCAACAGGAAUCCUCCUCAUUACACCAGAAGGUUCUCCCCAUGGCAGCAGAUCCUCGCUCCAAUGCCAGGGUGUAGAUAAAACUGCAGGUACCUUCCGGCUCCAGAUGCCAAGCACGGGGUUCUCCACGCAGGAGGUGUCUGAGGAGAAUGUUACCACAACAAAGAAGAGAACCGUAACUGUGGUGACAAAGACGACAAAAAAUACGGUAACAGAGUCCAGAACUGGUCAAACCCACACAUCGCUAUCCCAUUGUAAUUACUGAAGUCCGAAGAGAUGUGAGAGUAAUAUAUUUUCCCUCUGUCCUGAUGUGACGACUGUUUUUGUAAAUGUUCCUCCAUGUUUUCUUUCUAUUUUAGUCUUCAUCAUCUUUGAUAAUUUGAGUGGUUUAAAUCUGAAUGUCAAUUCAUUAUGUAUUGUUGUUGAUAUCUUUUUUAUGCAAAAAUACCACACAUUUUAAUUUCCCAAAGGAAAAGUCUAUUUUCAAUGCCUUCCCAUUUGAUAUACCGACAUUUACUUUGGCGUGAUUGCAGAAUUAGACUGACAAAGAACACAAGCCAAUUUACCAAAAGCAAUUUCUAUGUAAAUACAUUGACAUGUUGCCUGCUUACUUAAUGAAACAUGUAAUUAUUUUCCUAUUACCGAUGAUUGGAAUAGUAAUGAGGAUAGUAGUGAUUUGUGUUAAUGUAACUGAGGCUUGAGGAUGGUGUGAGAUUUGUGGUUUUAUCAUUUACUUACUUCAGCUUGUUUUUUCUUUUUGAUAUAUGAAGAUUUUUUGUUAUUAUACCAUACAUUGAAAUGUAAGAUUAAAGGCUUCUACAAUGCAAUCCAUUUCAACACUCUCUAUGAGAAUCAAGAUAAGUAGACAAAACCCAAAAGAAUAGGAAACUAUCAUCUGAUAUUAAGCCAUGGUUUAAAGAAACAGAUUGAAAUAUUUCAAAAUGAAUGCAAAACCGCUUGGACAAAACAAUGUCUCAAUGUCUCCAUUUUCCUUUUCUUUUUUGGUGAGUUAGGAAGUAGGCAUUCAAUGUGUGUGUUCUACUGCAUGGGAAGAGUCCCAGCAAUCCUCUGUCAAUCAAGUUUACAAAAUUUUCCUUAACCAGAUUUAACACCUGUUGGAGCUGAAAAUUUGAAAUAACUAUAUAGAAUGGUGCAUGACAAGGAGAGAACAUGUUUAUGACCAGAUAAUACAGUUUAACAGUGUUUAUACGUAUAGAGAGAUUUUUUACAAAUACCUUUGUGCUUAUGUUUUCAGUGCUUAUGGCUUCACAAUAAGCAGUUUUCAAGCAAAGUGUUAUCAAAGUGGCAUUAUCAAUAAUGUUGUUAAGAGAUCAUAUUAUUAAUAAACCUAAUAUUCCUAAAAAAUAAAUAAA
Molecule: messenger RNA, 10163 nt
Organism: Salvelinus fontinalis (brook trout)
Lineage: Eukaryota; Metazoa; Chordata; Actinopteri; Salmoniformes; Salmonidae
Product: neuroblast differentiation-associated protein AHNAK-like
Exons: 7
Coding region: 347-9055 (2902 amino acids)
Biological process (GO): regulation of RNA splicing
Cellular component (GO): nucleus; cytoplasm
Molecular function (GO): protein binding
Source: RefSeq, a predicted model, not a curated record